Messenger RNA from Adelges cooleyi (spruce gall adelgid), 2216 nucleotides. RefSeq names its product dual specificity protein phosphatase Mpk3 (gene Mkp3). Gene Ontology annotation, molecular function: protein tyrosine/threonine phosphatase activity; MAP kinase tyrosine/serine/threonine phosphatase activity. Gene Ontology annotation, biological process: protein dephosphorylation; negative regulation of MAPK cascade. The record is from RefSeq and is a predicted model, not a curated record. The coding region runs from base 498 to 1784 and encodes 428 amino acids. The transcript is spliced from 4 exons. Gene Ontology annotation, cellular component: cytoplasm; cytosol. Lineage: Eukaryota; Metazoa; Arthropoda; Insecta; Hemiptera; Adelgidae.
CCGCUUUCAGUGAUCAACAGUUCCACUCCGACUGCGUCUGUGGUGAACUCGUCGGUCGUGUGCACGCGGUUCAACACAAAACAUUGUUGUGCUCAGCGUUUACACAUUAUUAUAAUAUUAUUAUUAUUGUUUUAUUAUUAAUUUAUUUUAUUUAAUAAAAUCAUCGUCGUUUACCGUUUUUUUAUUGUUAUAUUAUUAAAAUUAUUUUAAUAAUCGUUUUUAUUUUAUUUUACACGAUAACGACAAUAAUGUAAACUGUUUUUUUUCUUUUUUAUUAUCACAAAAUAAUAAUAUUUUCGUUUUUUUCCCCUUCAAUUAUUGUGUUAAUUAUUGUGGUUUUUUGUUAACAUAAAUAUUAUAUUAUUGAAAUUAAAUUCAUCGUUUCCAAACAAUAAUAAUAAAAAAUACACUCACCGGGUCGUCCGACUGUCGUGUCCGAUGUUUGCUUAGAAAUCCGUAACAUAUUUUCGCCCGUCAUCGUCGAGCCGUACAACGAUAUGCCGGCUGAAGACGAUUCGUCACUGUUGUCGAACAUCUGUGUCGGCUGCGACUGGCUCGCCGCCGAACUGUCGUCAAGCAACAAGUCCCGAAUGCUGAUACUGGACUGUCGCAGCUCGAUGGACUUCUCGGACUGCCACGUGCGAGACGCCGUCAACUUCAGCAUACCCACCAUCAUGCUAAGGCGUUUGGCCGCCGGCAAAAUCGACCUAGCGUCCACCGUCAAGUGUUCGGAUCUCAGAGAGCAAAUAGUGAGCGCCUACAAGCAAAGCGUGUUCGUUUUAUAUGGCUGCGAAUGUCUGGACGACCGCAAAAGCGCAUCGCCCGAGUCCGACACCAUGAUCGUAUUGGCCAAGCGACUACUCAAAGACGGAUGCAAUGUGCACUGUUUAAACGAAAGUUUUGACGCCUUCCAGCAGUCGUACCCGGAAUGGUGCGAGUCGUUCCUGGAACGGUGCGCCCGCGCCAACGACGACAUGACCGGUUACAUCGGCGACACGGACACGCUGAUGGGCCUGCGGUCGUUGCACAUCACCCCGUCGCUGGUGCCGCUCGCCCGGAACGCCCGCCGCCAACACCAGCAGCUCACGUCCGUGCUGAGCACGUCGCCCGAGAGCUCGGGCGGUUCGGACAUCGACAGCCUGUCCGACGUGGACAGUUCCAGUUCGAUAUUGGGCUUCGACGACGAUCGCGACUUCCCCGUCGAGAUCCUGCCCGACCUGUUCCUGGGUAACGCGACCAACUCCGAAGACCUGGAAUGGCUCAAGAAGCACAGGAUAGAGUACAUACUCAACGUCACAUCGGACUUGCCGAACACGUUCGAAGAACAAGGUUCCAUCAAGUACAUGCAAAUACCCAUAUCCGAUCACAUUGGACAGAAUCUUGCCGGGUUUUUCCCUCAAGCCAUAGAAUUCAUAGACAACGGUAGGGCGCAAAAGAAAGGCGUCCUGGUGCACUGUCUGGCCGGCAUUUCGCGUUCGGUGACCGUCAUGCUUGCGUACCUGAUGGCCCACAGGCAGCUGAGCCUGAACGAAGCGUACAACAUGGUGCUGAAGCGCAAGGCCAACAUCGACCCCAACUUCCAUUUCAUGCAGCAGCUGCAUUCGUUUGAGAAACAGCUGCUGGACGCCAGGACGCAGCCCAAACACCAGAACAUGUCCAACACCGCAGCCACGACGACAACGGCUUCUUCGGCAUCGAGCUACCUGAGUCCGUUGUCCACGGCCGUGCAGAGUCCCGACAGCGGUAUCGAGUUCGAUCGGUGGACGCCUGGCACAGGCGGAUGAGAAACGUCUGAGGGCGAUGGGAGGUCGCCCCAGACGAAGUAUCGUUUUUGAUAUGUGCCUUCACGCUGUAACGCUGCUGUGUCGUCGGUCGCCUUCAUUUUCCUAAAACUAUACUAAUUAACGUUUAAAAUAAAAAAAAGAAAGAAAACUAUUAAAGUUUUAUAUUAAAUUACUUAUACAAUAUAUAAAGAUCUAAAUAUUAUAUAUUGUUUUAUAUAUAUAUAUAUGUAUAAAUGUCACUUGAUUUAAUGACUGCCUUUUUUUAAAUAUUAUUCUAUCGUAGUGCUCCUACAAUGAUAAUAAUUGUUUGUUUCAGUCGGCACAAUCUUUACUUUUUUAUUAAUUAUUAGCAACUAAAAUAAAAUUUGUUUAGUUAUACCAUAUGUUUUUUUUUCUUUUAGAUUAAAACGUUAUGUUCCAAGCCAUUGUAUG